CACAAACGCCAUGAUUUCUUCAGUAAAACACGCCCCAACUUCUUUCCCUUCCAUUGAUUUAUUGCCCAGAAGGCAUACAAUCCCAAGACAGAAGUUUUCUCCACUACCGACCAUCAAGAAUGUUCACAAUGGCUUUAAAGCUCAAUCCUUUGCUUCACAGAAGCCGCUCCAUGUUGCUUCCGUUGAGAAUUUUAGAAUUUCAAAGGGUGCAGAGAAGAGGGUGACUGAGUGUAAGGCAUAUGAAGCCGACAGAUCUCGGCCGCUGGACAUUAACAUUGAGUUUCCGGACGAGGAGGCGAGGCUGGAGGCUGCUAAGAGAAUAAAGAUUGGGAUAUACUUUGCCACUUGGUGGGCAUUGAAUGUGGUGUUCAAUAUAUAUAACAAGAAGGUUUUGAAUGCGUUUCCCUUUCCUUGGCUUACCUCCACUCUUUCUCUUGCUGCUGGUUCUCUCCUGAUGCUUAUUUCUUGGGCCACGAGGGUGGCUGAUGCACCCAAAACCGAUUUUGAGUUCUGGAAGACCCUGUUGCCUGUUGCAGUGGCACAUACAAUUGGGCAUGUAGCAGCAACUGUGAGUAUGUCAAAGGUAGCAGUUUCAUUCACUCAUAUCAUCAAGAGUGGUGAACCUGCUUUCAGUGUUCUAGUUUCCAGAUUUUUGUUAGGUGAGGCAUUUCCAAUGCCAGUUUAUUUGUCACUCCUACCUAUAAUUGGAGGCUGCGCACUCUCAGUAGUGACUGAGCUUAAUUUUAACAUGACUGGUUUUAUGGGUGCCAUGAUAUCAAACCUGGCCUUUGUGUUUCGCAACAUAUUCUCAAAGAAGGGGAUGAAGGGGAAUUCAGUUAGUGGGAUGAACUACUAUGCCUGCCUAUCUAUAUUGUCUCUAUUGAUUCUCACACCUUUUGCAAUUGCUGUGGAGGGUCCUCAGCUGUGGGCUGCAGGCUGGCAAAAGGCAGUUGCACAAAUCGGACCUAAUUUUCUAUGGUGGGUGGUGGCUCAAAGUGUCUUCUACCACUUGUAUAAUCAAGUUUCAUACAUGUCUCUCGAUCAAAUCUCACCCUUGACAUUCAGCGUUGGAAACACAAUGAAGAGGAUUUCCGUCAUAGUCUCCUCCAUUAUCAUCUUCCACACACCCGUUCAACCCGUCAACGCCCUAGGAGCUGCCAUUGCAAUCCUUGGCACAUUCCUUUAUUCCCAGGCAAAACAGUGAGAAAGUUGAAGUUUUUCGAGAAAUUGGUACACUAAUGGAAACUAGAAAGCACAUGAGGAUCAAUUUGGAGGAAAUCAGCAGAUACAUAAGAUAGACAAGUGCUGCAGAAUUGCUUUUUCUCCAAUGCACUGCGUUGAGUUUACUCCUCAAGAUUGGAACAAGAAUGUUCAUCUCAUCUCAGCAACCCCGGAAAAUAGUAGAGUUUAGUUUAUUUUUCUUUCCUCACAAGUACUGACUAAGUUGAUUCUUUAUAAGCCUGCUAUGUUAUUGAGCCAUAAUAAUAAACAUAAUGACAUUUU
This is a messenger RNA of Rubroshorea leprosula, 1503 nucleotides long. Lineage: Eukaryota; Viridiplantae; Streptophyta; Magnoliopsida; Malvales; Dipterocarpaceae. The record is from the annotation of a GenBank genome assembly.